GAGGGAGAGUUGCGGACGACGACUUCUCUUCAGUGAGCACCGUCGGAUUGGAGCGCAACACAUUUGGAUGCAUGAUGAUGAUAUGAAAAGUGAAAGGGCAGACAAAGAUCGAGCAAUGAUGUCAUUGCUCAGCACCGCGGGGGCGCGACUCCGCAGGGCAGCGGAAGAGGAAAGCAAAGAGCCCCCGCCGCCCUCGCAUCACUCCAACCAUCAGUUUGCAAGCAUGAAGAACAAGUUCUUCAACGAGCUCACACACUUGGCCAUGCCCAUGUGGGCAGUGGGCGCCAUUGUGGUGGUCGUCCUCGCCCUCGUUGCCUGUAUGGGAUUCUGCAUCUACAAGAAGUGCAUCCACAAGAGCAAGAAGCCCAAGAAGGUGAGAGAGAGGAGGGCCGGGCGAGGAUGCAAGAAGAAGGAAAAGGAAGGAGAGGAGGGAGAGGAAAAGAAGGAAGGAGAGGAAGGGAAAGAAGAGGAGGAGAAAGAGAACUUUGGCAAACUGGAGUACACGUUGGACUACAACUUCACCGAUAACCAGCUGAUCGUGGGGAUCCUGCAGGCUCAGGACCUGGCAGCCAUGGACAUGGGCGGAACUUCAGACCCGUACGUUAAAGUCUACAUGCUGCCUGACAAGAAGAAAAAGUUUGAGACCAAAGUCCAGCGCAAGAACCUCUGCCCUGUUUUCAACGAGACCUUCAUCUUCAAGAUACCCUACACAGAGUUGGGCGGUCAGACGCUGGUGCUUCAGGUUUUCGACUUCGACCGCUUCGGCAAACAUGACGUCAUCGGUCAGAUCAAAAUUCCCAUGAACACCGUGGACCUCGGACAACCGAUGCACGAAUGGAGGGAUCUGAUCGGAGGAGAGAAAGAGGAGCAAGAGAAGCUCGGAGACAUCUGCAUUUCCCUUCGCUACGUCCCCACGGCUGGCAAGCUAACCGUUAACGUCAUGGAAGCCAAGAACUUGAAGAAGAUGGAUGUCGGAGGACUGUCGGAUCCCUUUGUGAAAGUGGUGCUCCAGCACAACGGGAAGCGCCUGAAGAAGAAGAAGACGUCAGUGAAGCAAAACACUCUGAAUCCAUACUUCAAUGAGAGCUUCAGCUUCGAGAUUCCCUUCUCCCAGAUCCAGAAAGUCCAGGUGAUCAUCACAGUGUACGACUACGACAAACUGGGAAGUAACGACCCCAUCGGCAAGUGCUGGAUCGGUUACGGCGCCUCGGGCGUCGGACUGCGCCACUGGUCCGACAUGUUGGCCAAUCCGCGUCGUCCGGUGGCUCAGUGGCACGUGCUGCUGCCGGAGGAGGAGGUGGACGCCGCGCUCAAGGCUCCCGUCCGCUAAGCCCGACCUGCGAGACCGCACGUUGACACCGACUCAUUGAUGUACAGUGGCUUGCAAAAGUAUGUCGAACGUUUUUGUCACGUUACAACCGCAAACACAAAUGUCAUUUAUUGAGAUUUCAUGCUCAUUGUUCUUUUAGUGACAGAUACUUUGGUUGGAAACAGACUUUAAGUCUUCCAAGCCACAUUUCAGUGUGGGGAACAAAAAACACACACGCUUUACAAUGGUUGACAUUUGACAAAGACAACCUUGGACGUACUUUGGUCCGCAGAGCUGCACGUCCUUGUUCGUGUAAUACCCGUGUUGAUUUUGUCAAGGCGGGAAUGUGUGACUCGGCAUCAUUUUAGUAUUGUGAAUUUGUUAAGUAUAUUUUGAUAAGGUAGUGUGUUUUGAAGAAAUGCAACAACACCUUUGUACCGUGAUUAUUUCGUCUUUGCAAAAGAGUUGUAGCUUUUUUGUGUGUGCGUGUAUUGUUAAAACAAAUGUGUGAAUUUACAAGUCAAAAUACAGAGGGGUGGUGACAACUCCUUGGAAAUAGGAGACGAGACAAAACUGCAUCGGCGCAAUUUCAUAGUCUCACUUUUCAGGUUGUAUGAUGUAUGACCGCCCUGCGCGGAAAAGUGUUGAGUUACAUAUUUUUAUGGUUUCCUGACCGUUUCUCUUUCUUUGUGCGUGAACAAGAAAAUAUAUGUGAUCGUGUGGCGCAUGUGUAAUGUGAUAUAGACGUAAGUAAAACAUUAAUAAAUGGAAUAUUUCGGACAAAUCCAGUGACAGACGGUUCUGUGGAUUUACUCCCGAGCUCAUUUACACACACAUU
Phycodurus eques (leafy seadragon) is the source of this 2147-nucleotide messenger RNA. RefSeq names its product synaptotagmin Va (gene syt5a). The transcript has 9 exons. The record is from RefSeq and is a predicted model, not a curated record. The coding region runs from base 68 to 1330 and encodes 420 amino acids. Gene Ontology annotation, cellular component: synaptic vesicle membrane; dense core granule; axon. Gene Ontology annotation, molecular function: calcium ion binding; phosphatidylserine binding; syntaxin binding. Gene Ontology annotation, biological process: regulation of calcium ion-dependent exocytosis; synaptic vesicle endocytosis; regulation of dopamine secretion. NCBI's taxonomy places the organism in Eukaryota, Metazoa, Chordata, Actinopteri, Syngnathiformes, Syngnathidae.